AUGUGUGGAAUACUUCUUUCUGAAGAGGAGAAUUCUGCAUGGGAAGAGAUAGCCCUGCUUGUGAGAAACAGAGGAGAAGACCACUAUAACAGGAUACAUAUGGGGAACAUUGUGGCAAUUUCCUCAGUGCUUGCAAUAAGAGAGUCUAUUAAGCAGCCUGUAGUAGGUCAUAGAUAUAUACUCCUUUACAAUGGUGAGGUCUAUAAUAAGGAACCUAGCGAUACACUAUUCAUCAAAAGUAUAGUCGAUAAACUCUUGAACGAUGGAGCAGAUUCGUGUAUGGAAAGCACAAUAGACAGGAUUUACGAGGAAAUCAACAGAUAUGAAAACGAAAUGGCCAUGAUAUUAAUGAUAGGAGACUAUGUGUAUUUCUUUAAAGACGACAUAGGAAGAAGAAGCCUGGGAUACGGACUGAGUCCAUUCUACGUUUCUUCUGUAGGGUACUUAGAGGAGAUAAAUCCCAUGCUGAUAUACUCGUACAACAAGGUAACAAAAAGUCUGAGUGAAUGGCCCAAAAGUAGCAGGAUUGUUAAGAAGUAUAUGUCCAUGAGUGAUGUAAUACUGAAACGCCUCAAUAAUGAGAAGUACUCAAAAAAGUACCAAUACCUGAAGAAGUACUUGGCUUCAAGCGGUGUGGAAGCGAACAAGGAAGAUCUAAACAACGUCGACGAUGUGGUUAAGGAGUUCGGCAAGGCCUUCAGGAAGUCUGUAGAAAGAAGGGUUUCAGAGGGAAACAUCUGUGUGUUUUUCAGCGGAGGAGUGGAUUCGAUGCUUGUGACAAUAUUCUUACAUUAUUCCACAGAUCCCUGCCAAAGGAUUUACUUGAUAAACACAUCUUUUGGGCCAUCGUGGGACAGGGAUACGGGGAAAAGAGGGUUUGAAAGUCUUUGCUCAAGGUUCAGGGAAAGGGCAUUCAUUUUUGUUUCAAACGAAGUCAGCAUAGAGGAGGUCAGAGCAUUUAAGGAGCACAUAUACAAGUUGAUACAUCCGAAGUGUGGACGCAUGGAUUUUAACAUAGGUGCAACGUUGUUCUUCACUGCAAGGGAGUCGAGGAAAUACAGUAAGAUUGGGUAUCUUGGGUCAGGGGCCGAUGAGAUGUUUGGGGGAUAUCAUAGAUAUAAAGGAGGAGAGUUCCGGGGAGACAUGCUCUUUGACCUUUUUACUAUUUCCCAUCACAAUGUUUGUAGAGAUGACAGGGUUAUCUCAGACAAUCAAGUUGAAUGUAGAUUUCCUUUUCUAGAUUCAGGAAUGGUGGAAUAUUCCUUAAGAGUGGGAAGGGAUAUCCUCAUGAUGAAUGGAGACAGAAAGUUUGUGAUAAGGGAGGUUUUGAGAAGAGAAGGAUUUGAAUGUGUCUCUAAAGUUCCAAAAAAGGCAAUGCAGUAUGGAAGUGGGAUAUUCAAAAUGGAAGGGAAAAUAUAG
Messenger RNA from Encephalitozoon romaleae SJ-2008, 1419 nucleotides. Its product is annotated as asparagine synthetase-like protein. The transcript has a single exon. Gene Ontology annotation, molecular function: asparagine synthase (glutamine-hydrolyzing) activity. The coding region runs from base 1 to 1419 and encodes 472 amino acids. Lineage: Eukaryota; Fungi; Microsporidia; Unikaryonidae. The record is from RefSeq and is a predicted model, not a curated record.